Messenger RNA from Eruca vesicaria subsp. sativa (arugula), 1464 nucleotides. NCBI's taxonomy places the organism in Eukaryota, Viridiplantae, Streptophyta, Magnoliopsida, Brassicales, Brassicaceae. The record is from the annotation of a GenBank genome assembly.
AUGGAGAGGAAACUAAUGAUAGCGUUGGCAAGCAAGAUUGGUAUCAACUAUGGUAGAAAAGGAAACGACCUCCCAUCUCCUUACCAAUCAAUCAAUUUUAUCAAAUCCAUCAAAGCUGGUCACGUCAAGCUCUAUGAUGCCGAUCCUGAGACUCUAACACUCCUCUCUCAUACCAAUCUUUACGUCACCAUAACCAUCCAUAACCACCAGAUCACUUCCCUCGGCACCAACCAAACCACAGCUGAAGAUUGGGUCAAAACAAAUAUCCUCCCUUACUAUCCACAAACCCAAAUCCGAUUUGUCCUUGUCGGAAAUGAAAUCCUCUCCGUCCAAGACAGGAAUAUAACGGCCAAUCUCGUACCAGCGAUGCGCAAAAUCGUGAAUGCUCUCAGAGCUCAUGGCAUUCACAACAUCAAAGUCGGGACAUCUUUACCUAUGGAUUCUCUCCGGUCGACGUUUCCACCGUCGAACUCAACGUUUCGGGAAGAUAUCGCCGGACCGUUGAUGUUGCCGUUGCUGAAGUUUCUCAACGGAACAAACUCUUACUUCUUCAUCAAUCUUCAACCUUACUACCGUUGGUUAAGAAACCCUAUGAAUACCACUUUGGAUUUUGCUCUCUUCCAAGGGAAUUCAACUUAUACCGAUCCUCGUACCGGUUUGGUUUACCAUAAUCUCGUAGACCAGAUGUUAGAUUCGGUUAUCUUCGCCAUGACCAAACUCGGUUACCCACACAUCCGCAUUGCGAUCUCCGAAACCGGGUGGCCUAAUUCCGGGGACAUCGAUGAAACCGGAGCCAACAUACUCAAUGCAGCAACAUACAACAGGAAUAUGAUCAAGAAGAUGACCGCAAUUCCAUCAAUCGGUACACCAGCUAGACCCGGUUUACCCAUACCGACAUUUGUUUUCUCAUUGUUCAACGAAGACCAGAAAUCCGGUUCGGGAACACAGAGGCAUUGGGGAAUCUUGCAUCCUGACGGUACACCAAUCUACGACAUUGAUUUCACCGCUCAAAAACCCUCAACCAGUUUUAAUCCUUUGCCUAAACCGACGAACAAUGUUCCUUACAAGGGUCAAGUGUGGUGCGUACCGGUCGAAGGAGCCAACGAGGCUGCGCUUGAGGAAGCUUUGAGGAUGGCUUGUGGCCGAAGCAACACAACGUGUGCGGCUUUGGCUCCUGGGAAAGAAUGUUACGAUCCAGUCUCUAUUUAUUGGCACGCAAGAUAUGCGGUUAGCUCCUACUGGGCUCAGUUCCGUACCCAAAACGUCGGAUGUUUUUUUAAUGGACUGGCUCAUGAGACUACGACUAACCCUGGUGAGUCAUUUGUGCUUCUUCCUAAAUUGGACAAGAAUAGCUCUUCGUAUUGUCUGGACGUUUCAUGUGGCAGAGUAAUGAAAUAUAUUGUAACUAAUAAAAGCGUUUUUACAGGAAAUGAUCGCUGCAAGUUUCCGAGCGUUACUCUCUGA